Messenger RNA from Populus trichocarpa (black cottonwood), 778 nucleotides. Its product is annotated as autophagy-related protein 8B. Bases 261 to 620 code for a protein of 119 amino acids. The transcript has 6 exons. The record is from RefSeq and is a predicted model, not a curated record. Lineage: Eukaryota; Viridiplantae; Streptophyta; Magnoliopsida; Malpighiales; Salicaceae. Gene Ontology annotation, biological process: cellular response to nitrogen starvation.
AAACGCUAACAAGUUACCUCAAGUCCUCAACCUCUUCCUCCCAUAAUUUUUAUAUAUAUAAACAAACAUAAAAACACACUCUUUUAAAACUAGGACACCGAAUCAUUCUCUCUUCGAUAUUGACCCCUUUAAGGUUCUUGUUGUCUUUUCUUAAGCUUCACUUAGAUCGAUCAAUCAAACCUCAAGCCACCUUCAAUUAAUCUUUGUUUUUUUUUUCUCUGUUAGUGAAUUAUAAAAGUUCCAGUCUUGAUACAACCACCAUGUCUAAAAGUUCAUUCAAGCUUGAUCAUGCUUUGGAGAGGAGGCAAGCAGAAGCUUCUCGCAUCAGAGAGAAACAUCCUGAUAGAGUACCCGUGAUUGUGGAAAAGGCUGGAAGGAGUGAUGUCCCUGACAUUGAUAAGAAGAAAUAUCUGGUGCCAGCUGAUUUAACUGUGGGUCAGUUUGUUUAUGUUGUCCGAAAAAGGAUCAAGCUCAGUCCUGAAAAGGCUAUAUUUGUCUUUGUAAAGAACACUCUGCCUCCCACUGCUACAUUGAUGUCUGUACUCUACGAGGAAAACAAGGAUGAAGAUGGUUUUCUUUACAUGACAUACAGCGGGGAGAAUACCUUUGGAUUUCACUAGAUUGUGUCGUCAAUUUGUGUAAAUGAAUCCUGGAAGAUGUAUAUUAUUAGUAUUCAACAUAAGCUCUGGCUUUUCUAUCUUUAGUUUUGAGUCAUGCCAUUGGGUGGAUAAUGGAAGUUAUUUGAUCUAUGAAAUGGAAUUGAAUGGAUUGCAUGGCA